This is a messenger RNA of Dinoponera quadriceps, 1303 nucleotides long. RefSeq names its product pyridoxine/pyridoxamine 5'-phosphate oxidase-like. The transcript is spliced from 6 exons. NCBI's taxonomy places the organism in Eukaryota, Metazoa, Arthropoda, Insecta, Hymenoptera, Formicidae. The coding region runs from base 76 to 780 and encodes 234 amino acids. Gene Ontology annotation, biological process: pyridoxine biosynthetic process; pyridoxal 5'-phosphate biosynthetic process. The record is from RefSeq and is a predicted model, not a curated record. Gene Ontology annotation, molecular function: FMN binding; pyridoxamine phosphate oxidase activity.
CACGAAGGAAGGAUGGGGAAGAAAGAUCGAUGAAACGAAAUGUUAGUCGCGACUGCGAGUUGAAAUACACCGUUAAUGCUUUGUGCGACUAUCUGCCGAGGAAAGUGGUGCCGUAUUUCUUUGUUCUUCAUGGAAAAGACUAAAAAUGUCGACCGUGCGAACCUCGCACGUAUCGACCCGACUGACGAUCCAGUUGAUCUCUUCAAAGUAUGGCGUGACGAAGCGAUACAAUUUCACGAAGGAAUAGUAGACGUUUGCUGUGUGGCGACUUCCUCCAAACAUUCCAAGAUUAGUUCGAGAAAUUUAUUAUUACGUGAAUUUGAUAACGACGGUUUUGUUAUUAUGACAGAUGCACGUAGCAGAAAAGUCGACGAUAUGGAGCAUAAUCCGUACGUAACUAUGUGCUUUUUAUGGAUUUAUAAAAACGACAAACAGCAUAAAGUUAUGCGACAGGUGAGAAUAGAAGGGUCAAUGAAAAAACUAGAAAAACCGGCUUAUGAAUAUAUGUACGAAAAGGAACCAUUGUACUGCAAGAUCCGAUCUUACCUGUGUCAUCAGGACCAACUGGCCGAUUGGGACGAUUUGAACCGUCGGUACAAUGAAAUAUUAGCAGAAGCAAAAAAGAAUGGAGAAAAUUUGCCAAUGCCAGAUCACUACGUGGCUUAUAAAUUAGCACCCGAAAUGAUGGAAUUUUAUUACGGGCGGGACGAGCUAAUCGCCGAUCGAAUACGCUACGAGAACUCGACCAGAUGUUGGGAACAUCAGAGAAUAGCGGCCUAAUUUUAUAUGGCAUCCUAUCUUUUUAUCGUCAUGAUUUCAAUUUUGUCUUCCUAUCAUAGAUAUUCGGAUAGCGUAUAAAAUGAUCGACAAAUUUGUGAUAUUUUGAGAGUUCUUAGAUGACCCCACUGUAUAAUCAGGUAUUGCACGUUUUUCUUCAAUUCUACAAGAAAUUUUGAUAUAAACUCUCAGAAUCCUAGAACUCAGAAUUUUAGGCCCGCAUUAAUAGUCGGAUCUUAUAUUCAAGAUCGUCUCAAGUUCAUCUUCAGAAGUUUUGUAACCAAUGAAAUAAACUAAGUCUGAAGGUAAACUGAAAUCUUUGAUAUAAGAUCUAGAUCAGAAGACUGUUAAUACGGACCUAAAUCUCCAAAUUCGAAUUUCAAGACAAUUUCUAGAAAUACAACUGUCCGAAAUAUUAAAAAGUACGUAAUACUCAUCAAACUUACUAUGACAUUUUCAUACAUCAAGGCUACUUUCCAUUUUAAAAAACUCCUUCUCUGCUCUGAAUAAAGAUGUUCGAUCGCAA